GAAGACCAGUGGGGGCAGCAGUGCACUAACCGUGUCUACUCUGCUGCACAAAAAGCAGGAAGCAGACAGAGCCCCGUGUGCGGUUAGCUCGGAGCUAAAGCUAAAAACACUUUAUUAAAAUGUCCAAAGGCCAAACGCUGAGAGCUCUGGUGAAUGAGCGGCUGACUGCGGCUGCUGAAGAGAUCUUUGCGCUGUUUGAAAGAACGAUAGCGGAGUAUGAGGAGGAACUGUGUCGCUCCAAAGAGGAGAACCAGAGGAACCAGGACACUCCACAGACUCCACGGAUUAAAGAGGAGCCAGAGGAGCAGAGCGUCAAACAGGAGGAAGACACGCUCCCAGCACAGCUCCCAGAGUCCAGUGCCGUCCGUGUGAAGACAGAAGAGUCCUCACUGCUUCAACAUAGACAAACUGAGCACAGAGAGAAAACACAGGGAGACGACAUCAGCACAGAGCCACAUUUACACUCAGAGACUGAGGGACACAUGGAGCACUCCUCUGACACUGACAAUGAUGAAGACUGGAGAGCUCCAAUCAACUGUUCACCUGCACAGAUGGAGACAGAGGCUGAUGGAGACCACUGCAACCAAGUCCAGAAAGGCCAAACGCUGAGAGCUUUGGUGAAUGAGCGGCUGACUGCAGCUGCUGAAGAGAUCUUUGCGCUGUUUGAAAGAACGACAGCGGAGUAUGAGGAGGAACUGUGUCGCUCCCAAGAGGAGAACCAGAGGAACCAGGACACUCCACAGACUCCACGGAUUAAAGAGGAGCCAGAGGAGCAGAGCAUCAAACAGGAGGAAGACACGCUCCCAGCACAGUUCCUAAUGGAGAGUGUGAAGACAGAAGAGUCCUCACUGCUUCAACAUAGACAAACUGAGCACAGAGAGGAAACACAGGGAAAGGACAUCAGCACAGAGCCACAUUUACACUCUGAGACUGAGGGACACACGGAGCACUCCUCUGGCACUGACAAUGAUGAAGACUGGAGAGCUCCAAUCAGCUGUUCAGCUGCACAGAUGGUUUCAGCCCAAGGACCUGAUAAGAAGAAACACCAGUGUUAUGUGUGUAAGAAGAGGUUUGGGACUAAGCAAAUUUUACUAAGACACAUUAGAAUUCACAGAGGUGGUGAACGACCUUACAGCUGUUUAACCUGUAAGAAAACAUUUACCCAAAAAUCCAGUCUAAAUUACCAUGAAAAGACACACACAGGAGAUAAACCAUUCAGCUGUUCAACAUGUGGAAAAACAUUUAUCAAAAACUGCAAUCUAGUUGCACAUAUGAGAAUACACACAGGUGAGAGACCAUUCAGCUGUUCAAUAUGUGAGAAGACAUUUUGUGAUAGAAGACAUCUUGUUCGACAUCUGAGAACACACACAGGAGAGAAACCUUACAGUUGUUCAACAUGUCAGAAAACAUUUGCCAUAAAGGGUAAUCUAGAUAAACAUGAAAAAGUACACACAGGGGAGAAACCUUACAGCUGUUUAACCUGUGGUAAAACAUUUACCCAAAAAGCCAAUCUAGAUUCCCAUGUGAAGAUACACACAGGAGAGAAACCAUUCAGCUGUUCAACAUGUGAGAAGACAUUUUCUGAGAAUUAUUCUCUUGUUCGACAUCUGAGAACACACACAGGAGAAAAACCUUACAGCUGUUUAACCUGUGAGAAGACAUUUGCCAUAAAGGGUAAUCUAGAUAAACAUAAAAAAAUACACACAGGAGAGAAACCUUACAGCUGUUCAACAUGUGAGAAAACAUUUACCAUGAAGAGUCAUCUUGAUACACAUAUGAGUGUACACACAGGAGAGAGACCAUUCAGCUGUUCAACAUGUGAGAAGACAUAUUCUGAAAAGUAUUCUCUUGUUCGACAUCUGAGAACACACACAGGAGAAAGACCUUACAGCUGUUCAACCUGUGAGAAGACAUUUGCCAUAAAGGGUAGUCUAGAUAAACAUAAAAAAAUACACACAGGAGAUAAACCUUACAGUUGUUCAACCUGUGGGAGGACAUUUGCCAUAAAGGGUACACUACAGCAACAUAAGAAAAUACACACUGGUGAGAGACCUUACAGUUGUUCCAUUUGUAAGAAAGGGUUUAAACUUAGACAGUAUUUGAAGAAACACAUGAAAACGCACACAACAGAAAGUGACUGAAGGCUUAUUGGUUGUGUUCAUAAGGUCUUUGUAAUUCUUCAGUUGUCCAGAUCUGAUCCAUAGCAGAAGAUGAAGUUUAAAUCUGUCAAAUGGACAAAUUGUUGUUUCCUCAGAAAGACAAUCCUUAAACAGGAAUGGGGGCUUUAGACAUCAUCUAUCCCCCCAUCUAUUACUCCAUCCUCAGACCCAAGCAAAGAGAAUAAUAGCAGGGUUGAAUAGAGAGUUUCAGCUGAAACUGGAGACAAUAGCUGUUUACAGUGUCAGUGUAGUUAGCCCCUCCCUUCAGACAGACUUAAGGCAAUGUCCACCAGCAAUCUGAACAGAACUGAAGAAUAGGCUUGGAUGAGCAGCCAAACGUCUUCACUCCAACAACAAUUUGUUCAGUUGACAGAUUUAAUUUUGUCUUUUGCUUGUGUUCAUGAGAUAAUGAGAACUUUGUGUUGGAGUCUGAUACUUCAUUUUGAAUGAAAAUCUUGUCACAAUAAAAAUAGUCUUAUUUUUAUUAAAGUCAAAUUUG
Periophthalmus magnuspinnatus is the source of this 2658-nucleotide messenger RNA. Its product is annotated as zinc finger protein 883-like. The transcript has 3 exons. The coding region runs from base 120 to 2141 and encodes 673 amino acids. Gene Ontology annotation, biological process: negative regulation of transcription by RNA polymerase II. Lineage: Eukaryota; Metazoa; Chordata; Actinopteri; Gobiiformes; Gobiidae. The record is from RefSeq and is a predicted model, not a curated record. Gene Ontology annotation, molecular function: DNA-binding transcription repressor activity, RNA polymerase II-specific.